Molecule: messenger RNA, 2131 nt
Organism: Mesocricetus auratus (golden hamster)
Lineage: Eukaryota; Metazoa; Chordata; Mammalia; Rodentia; Cricetidae
Product: proline-rich protein 23A3-like
Exons: 1
Coding region: 488-1333 (281 amino acids)
Source: RefSeq, a predicted model, not a curated record
AGUCAACCGGGCGUGUUGGCAAAAACACAGGCUUCACUACGGACAGGAACACCCCAGGGUCGAUUCUUUCCUGCACCCCACGCCUAACAGCAACACACCAUCAGGCAUCCCCUAAACGACCAAACUCACACAAACACCCAGAGGCUGCCAGGCGGGCAGGGACACACAUGCCCACCGGCACGCAGAGGUGCCUUGGCCAAGAUCGAGGGUCUCGCCCUUCUUAGGCCCCACCCUGCCUGGGCGGGGCUUACUGCCAAGCAAGGCUUAUAAAAGGAACUCAGGUCCUCCCGCGAACGCUCCUUCUCAGCCAGUCUCCCUGGCCGCCUCUGCUCUGUCCCAGAGAGUGCAAGAGUCUCUUACAGAGCAGCCCUUAGCCGACAGCUCGCCUUGAACCUGGCACUGCAGAGCACAAGUCAGUCCAUCAGCUACGUGGGACUUUGUGGUGUACCAGCCACCAGGUGUCAAGCCCGCAUCGCCACCAACCAACAUGGUGGGAGCACGGCCCCGCAGCCCACAAGACUAUCUGCUGCAAGAAGAACCCCAGCCGGCCAAGCGCCACUGUGUCCGUGGGCCGGACUGCCCGAGGUGGCUGGCAGAGCCAGACCUGGAAGCAGGUAACUCGACAACCGGGAAGGAGGUCACCUCCGUGGUGCUGGUGCCAGCUGGCUUCGCCUUGAAACUCCACCUGGAAGACAUGGACCUGCUGCUGGAGCCCGACCCAACCUCAGUCAAGCAAUUGUCGCUCCCUGGACACACCAUCAUCCUGAUCCCAGAGGGCCUGCAGGUACUCGAUGAGCCUGCACAGCCUGCAGUUGUGCCCCGAAGCCCGCAGGAGGCGCCUCUCCUGGAUGUGUCCCAGGAACACCAAGUCGUCCUGCAGGAGGAAUUUCUCAGUGCAUCUGGAUCACACAUGCAAGGCUGGGGAAACGCCUCUCAUCCACCUGAGGAUCCGAAAGAAGACUUCAGGAUGCCGUGGACGCAUGCUCCUGCCGACAUGGACACGGGGCCCCUGGGCCCCUACUCGCAGAUGUACAGCCCCUUGUUUGAGAGCCAAGAGCCUUGGCCCUGGGAUCCAUCCGAAAAUCCCGCUGCGGACAGAUAUGCUCCCUGGUCCAUCUGGAGCCUCAAAGACAGCACUCUGUGGCCUCUGCCCAGCUCCCCACUGCAGACUCUCCCUCCAUCUCCUCCAUCUCCUCCCACAAGUCUGCGAGCCCAGGACCCUGAGAGUCAUCACAAGCCUCCACGCUCUCCCUGCAAGGCCCGGAAGCGCCUCUUCGAGGAAACAAAGGACCCUUUCCCCGACAUACAGCACCUUGGACACUUACUUCCCUGAACGCCUUAGGGGACUCAUUUCCAGUGUGCCUCGAGACACCCAGGAGCCGAUCGUUGGGACCGUGGGCACACAAGCACUUUCUCGGCGACACACUGUGGAUGGGAGAAGACAGUCUUCAAGAUUUUCGGGACACUAGAUCAAGCCCCUAAAGCUGAAAAGCAGCCUUCGAGAACCAGAAGACCAAUUCUCCAAUUCAGGCCUUCAUCUCCAAACCUUCCACAGCGCCCUCCUCGCCUGGCUCACUGCCUCCCUGCAAGAACAAGGUCAGUGUCUGCACCCUGGUUCUCCCAAUCCAAGACAGCCCUGGGUUUCCUUCCUAUGCUGCCAGGGUCCUUGCCAUGUUCCCCUCACUGGAUGAAGACUUGACCUUGCCUUGGCCCUGCUGGACACACACUUCUAGCUGCACUGCAGGGAACAGACACACAGCCCAAUGACAGAAGAUGCUUCCUAGCCCUGAGAGUAGGACUCUUCUUGGCUUCUUCUCAGCCAUGCCUCAACCUGCUGCUAUAGUCUAUCUCUUCCUGACAACCAGGCCUGCACGGAGAAACCCUGUCUCAGAAAACGCAUCAACAAACAAACAAACAAACGAACACCAAAGACAGCGCCUGAAGAAAGCACCUUAGAACACGCUUGGGGACGUAGGCCAUUGCUUCCCAGCCCUUGGCAAGUACAACCUACCAGAAUUCUGCCAAGUCCACCUUGCUCUCCAACAAAGAAAUCUCUUUACAUGUCUUGUUUUCCAAAUAUUCUUUUGCAAAGCAAUGUUUGUAAUCCCAACAUUACUUACUAAUUAAAUAA